Suncus etruscus (white-toothed pygmy shrew) is the source of this 1497-nucleotide messenger RNA. RefSeq names its product Fanconi anemia group D2 protein-like. Lineage: Eukaryota; Metazoa; Chordata; Mammalia; Eulipotyphla; Soricidae. The record is from RefSeq and is a predicted model, not a curated record. Gene Ontology annotation, biological process: interstrand cross-link repair; double-strand break repair involved in meiotic recombination; mitotic intra-S DNA damage checkpoint signaling. The transcript is spliced from 15 exons. Bases 88 to 1497 code for a protein of 469 amino acids. Gene Ontology annotation, cellular component: condensed chromosome; nucleus. Gene Ontology annotation, molecular function: DNA polymerase binding.
UCCUUGUGACAGGCGACAGAAGUGGUGCAGCUUCAGCCCCCGGAACUGCUUCUCCUGCUGGAAGAUCUCUCAGAGAAACUGGAGAAUAUGCUGAUACCUUCCAUAACCAAGAGAAUCCCCUUUUUCAAGAGUAAAGGCAGGCGGAAUAUUGGAUUCUCACAUCUCCAUCAGCGAUCUCCCCAAGAGAUUGCUUACAGUGUCGCGGAGCUGCUGAACCCAUUGUGUAACCAUCUGGAAAACAUUCACAACUACUUCCAGUGCUUAACCUCUGAGAAUGAUGGUAUCAUAGAUGGAGCAGAAACAAAGAGUUUGGAGUACCACAUGAUGUCUGCCUGCUAUCCCAGGCUACUGCGCAUUUUGCUGGCAUUUUUUUCUUGGAAUGGAUUUUAUCAACCUGAAAAUUUCACUUUACUGUAUUCUACCCUGGAGACCCUUAGCAGCCGCCUGAAUCCACAAGAACGUGACCAGUCCUUGGAGCAGCUGCUCAGCCAAAGCUUCCAAUACUUACAGAACUUCAGUCCUAGCCUCCCCAAUCUCCAUUGUGCUCUCUAUCUCCUCCAACUUCUGUUGGUUCUCCUGGGAAAAUUUGCAGAUCCUAAUCGAAACAAGGACAAAAUUGCUUCCUUGGCCAAACAGUUCCUCUGCCGGGUGUGGCCGAGUGAAGAGAAAGAGAAGGGCCGAGUCUUUAACGAACACCUCCACUCUUUACUCUGUGUCUACCUGGAGCACACAGAUGGCGUCCUGAAGGCCAUAGAGGAGAUUGCAGGGGUCGCUGUCCCAGAACUCAUCAACUCUUCUAAAGACGCCUCCUCUUCAUUCCCUACAUUGACUAGGAGCACCUUUGUCAUUUUCUUCCGUGUGAUGAUGGAACAGCUUGAGAAGAAAGUGAAAAGUCUUCAGCCUGGCACAGCGGCAGACUCGGAGCAGAUACAUGAAGAGAAACUUGUCUACUGGAACAUGGCUGUCCGAGACUUCAGUAUCCUCAUCAACCUGAUGAAGGUCUUUGAUAGUCGUCCUGUUCUGCAUGUAUGUUUGAAGUAUGGCCGUCUGUUUGCGGAAGUCUUCCUGAAGCAGUGCAUGCCGCUACUAGACUUCAGCUUUAGAAAGCAUCAGGAAAAUGUCCUAAGCUUAUUGGAGACCUUCCAGCUGAGCACUAGGCAGCUUCAUCACCUUUGUGGACAUUCCAAGAUUCACCAGGACACAAAACUCACCAAAGAGGUGCCAUUCCUCAAGAAGACCCUGGAGCUGUUGGUCUGUAGAGUGAAGGCCAUGCUCGUGUUCAACAAUUGCAGAGAAGCUUUCUGGCUGGGCAAUCUCAAAAAUCGGGAUUUGCAGGGUGAAGAGAUUCUAUCUCAAGUUUCCCAGAGCACAGCAGAGGAGAGCGAGGAGGAUGCAUCAUCCCAAAUCUCCAAGAGCAAAACUGCAGAGGAUGAUGAAGAUGAUGAAGCGAGUGCCGAAGAAAAAGAGCCAAGUAGUGAUGACAGUGACGAUGACUGA